UGAGGACAUUGUCGGGAGAAGAGAAGGGCCACAGGCCAAGACGAGCACCAUGAGCUCGGGCACCCCGUACAUCGGCAGCAAGAUCAGUCUGAUCUCUAAGGCUCAGAUCCGCUAUGAAGGCAUCCUGUACACCAUCGAUACCGAGAACUCCACCGUGGCCCUAGCCAAAGUCCGCUCGUUUGGGACAGAAGAUCGUCCAACUGACCGUCCGGCCCCGCCUCGGGAGGAAGUCUACGAGUAUAUCAUUUUCCGCGGCAGCGAUAUUAAGGACAUCACUGUAUGUGAGCCCCCGAAGGCUUCUCAUGCUCUUCCACAGGACCCUGCUAUAGUCCAGUCUUCUCUGGGCUCUGCUCCUGCUGCUUCCUACCAGCCUUCGGUGCCUUACAGCCCAUUCAGAGGGAUGCCAACCUACAGCCAGCUUGCCGCCACUUCGCUCCUUAGCCAACAGUAUGCUGCCUCCCUUGGGCUAGAAAAGUUGGGGAGCCCUACGGCAUCUGCCGGGGCCUCCAGCUCCUGCUCUUCCCCUUCUCCUCAGCCUGUCGCCCCAGAACCGGAUGUCCCAGCGGAACCACCGCAGUUGUCUCAGAAUGCUGGCUAUCCCUCCAUCCCAGUGAGGAAGAGCCCGAUGGUGGAGCAAGCUGUGCAGACAGGCCCACUGGAAAACCAGGCCCAGAAGAAAGUUCAGCAGGCGAAAGGGGCUCCUGUUGGUCAGAGGGGUGUUCGGCAAAGUGGCCCUCAAUCUCAGCCAGCACCCUUAAAUGUGCCACCUCCAGCUGCCCCAGUUCUGGGCACCAUAAAUGACGAGAAUAGACGACCUCCCCGACGGAGAUCAGGGAACAGACGGACUAGAAAUCGGUCCCGUGGUCAGAACAGACCCACUACCGUGAAAGAGAAUCCCAUAAAAUUUGAAGGAGACUUCGACUUUGAAACGGCCAAUGCACAGUUCAACAGAGAGGAGCUAGAUAAGGAGUUCAAGGAUAAAUUAAACUUCAAAGAAGAGAAGCCUGAAAAGGAAGGCGAAGAGAAGACCGAUUCAGGGGUGGAAACCCAGAAUAGUGACGGAAACCCAGAGGAAGACCCCCUGGGACCAAACACAUAUUAUGACCGGUCAAAGUCUUUCUUUGAUAAUAUCUCUUCUGAAAUGAAGUCCAGGCGCACCACAUGGGCGGAGGAGAGGAAGCUGAAUACGGAGACCUUUGGCGUCUCUGGGAGGUUCCUCAGGGGGCGGAGCUUCCGUGGCGGCUUCAGAGGAGGAAGAGGCAGCGCUGCUCCUCGGAGGAACCAGACAACCCAGAGAGCUGGCACAGGGCGGGUGUGAUCAGUCACCCCUGGUACAAACAUGGACAUGUUUUUUUUUUUUUUUUUUUUUUUUUUUCCCGCCUUCAGACUGACUUUGUCUUCCAUUUGUUUUUUGUUUUUUUUCUUUUCCCCCUGCAAAAGCAUUGCAGCUGUUAACUGUUUAGCCAACCCUGCCCCCACCCCAUCCCCUUGCUGGUCUGGAUAAAGGGCCCUGUGAUGCUUCAGUAGAACUCUGGUUAUAGUCUGUGUUUGGAACAGUGUACACAUAGGGAGGUAGUGAGCAGUGCCACAUUUACAGGGGAAAGGUCUUUGUCACAAGUCUGCCGAAAAGUGAGCAGAAGUUUUGAACACCCAAAAGGAGGAGUCUCCUACCUCUUUAUUUUAAUGUUUGUUUUUUCUCCUGCCUCUCCCCAUGGCUAUUAGGGGGUUUUAAUACUUUUUUUUGGUUUGUUAGCGUUUUGCUCACCCCUAUUAAUGUACAUUUUAUUUUAUGCCCCCCCACUUUGUGUUGCUUUACAAUUGAGUGACAAAUGGCACUUUAAGGGUGGUGGGCAUUUGACUCACAGUUCCCACCCCACAGCCUCGAAGCACUUUGUUCAAACCAUAUAGCCCUGGAACGCCUGAUUGGUUCACUGUACAAAACAAGUCUUGGCCCUUUAAAUUCUGCACUGCCACAAGGAUUUUGCUGUAGCCAAAUCCUGUUGUACCGGAGCUUAUAUCCCACGAGUGAUCCUCUGUGCACCCAGCACACCCUGUACCAACUCCUGCAUGGCCGAGGUCUCAAAAUAGUUGGGUUGUUGCAGUUGAACUGCACUCACCCAGUUUCCUUUCGCUUUUGUUUUUUUUACCCAGCUGAUACAUUUUAAGUUAUACAUAAAAUAAGUUAAUUUAAAAGCUUGCCUUUAUUUUUGUAGAAGACUGGUGCUAAAUGAAAACCAGUAGUCCACUGAAUUGUGACACAGUGUAAUCUGCAAAUAAACCUACAAAUGUUUAAUGAG
This is a messenger RNA of Xenopus laevis (African clawed frog), 2297 nucleotides long. RefSeq names its product LSM family member 14B L homeolog (gene lsm14b.L). Gene Ontology annotation, cellular component: ribonucleoprotein complex. Gene Ontology annotation, molecular function: mRNA binding; RNA binding. NCBI's taxonomy places the organism in Eukaryota, Metazoa, Chordata, Amphibia, Anura, Pipidae. The record is from RefSeq and is marked provisional.